GUAACUCAGUGCAGCAAAGUCAGAGGCAGGUUAAGUAAAGCAGAAAGCAGCAAAGGGAUGGAAGAGGGACAGAAGGGAAGGCUAGAGGCUGCCGGAGGGUAGCAAAUAGAAGUGUAAGUUCAUACAAAUACAUGCAGAUGUAUGUAUGUUAUCUGCCAAAACACAGAAGAUUACUCGGAGGAACACAGCAUCCUUUGGCAAGGCAGAGAAGACAUCUGAGCUCCUAGCACUAGCAGCAUCGGCAGCCAGAAUGACUGCAGAAAAAGAGCCUCUCUGUUUGCACUGAGCAACUACACAAUCCAGCCUAUGGAGGGAAGAGUAUAACCGCAGACAGACCUCCUCUUACAGAAUCAGGGCUGGUAUAGGGGAAAACUCCUGCCAGAUUGUAGAGAAGAAAGAUACAAGGGGAAAAUGGUAGGACGCAUGGUUCAAUGACCAGAACUGAGCAGAGUUGAGCCCAGUAAAACCUCCUCCCAAGCCCUCCCUCUACCUGGCUAGCAUCUAUAUAGUUCAGGUGGCUUACUGGAUGGGACCCGGUGGUCCUGAAGAAAGUUGCAUCCAUGUCUAAGGGAGGGGAGGUUGCAUAUAUCCCAGAUGAUUCUGAUUUUAGCAGUUUCCGGCAUCAGUGUGAGAGCCAGGAAGGCUGGAGCAGACAGUACAACAAAGGAGGAGUGACAGUAUGGAGCCAGGUGCAGGAGGAGAAUGCAACUGUCCAGAAAAUCAAGAUGCAGAUCACUUGCAAGGAUGUGGCUCCUGAGACAUUGUAUGAUGUUCUACAUGAUACCCAUUACCGCAAGAAAUGGGACUCCAACAUGAUUGAGACCUAUGACAUUGGACGCCUGACUGUCAACGCAGAUGUGGGAUACUACUCCUGGAGGUGUCCAAGUCCUCUGAAGAAUAGGGACUUUGUUACAUUACGCUCCUGGCUACCUCUCGGCAAUGACUACAUGAUCAUCAACUACAGCGUCAAACAUCCAAAGCAUCCGCCCCGGAAGGACUUUGUGAGAGCCAUAUCCCUGCAGACAGGCUACCUGAUCAAAGCAACAGGCAACAAGGGCUGUAUUCUUUACUACCUUACUCAAGUGGACCCUCGAGGUUCAUUACCAAAGUGGGUGGUGAAUAAAGUCUCGCAGUAUGUGGCACCAAAGGCCAUGAAGAAGAUCUACAAGGCUGGGCUAAAGUACGCAGAAUGGAAACAGAGGCACGAACCUGGCUUUAAGCCAUGGAUGUAUCCAGAACAGAAUACUUUGCCCAACAUCAGCUUAGCUGAGCUUUCCCUGCAGCAUGCUGAGUCACUGGAAAACAUUGAUGAGAGUGGUGUGAGUGAGGACAGGACGCGCAUCAGUGACGAAGAGGCCUAAGACCACCUACCAUUCUCUGGAUGGGCAGCUUAUCCUCCUCCUGUGGUCUGGAUCUGGUCCUUCCACCAGCCAAAACACCGCAGUCCUCGCAGCAACGCUCCACACAUACAGCUCUCGGCUCUCUAUUUAUUCCAAGAUCGAUACACACACACAAAUGUGUAUACAUAUCAGGGUGCACUGUUGCUUGUAAGCAAUACAAUCUGUUUUGAGGGCUACAGAUUAAAAGAAAAAAAAAUGUCCAAAUUA
Molecule: messenger RNA, 1607 nt
Organism: Anolis carolinensis (green anole)
Lineage: Eukaryota; Metazoa; Chordata; Lepidosauria; Squamata; Anolidae
Product: START domain-containing protein 10
Exons: 6
Coding region: 561-1361 (266 amino acids)
Molecular function (GO): lipid binding
Source: RefSeq, a predicted model, not a curated record